Molecule: messenger RNA, 1406 nt
Organism: Mugil cephalus (flathead mullet)
Lineage: Eukaryota; Metazoa; Chordata; Actinopteri; Mugiliformes; Mugilidae
Gene: skap2
Product: src kinase associated phosphoprotein 2
Exons: 12
Coding region: 118-1146 (342 amino acids)
Cellular component (GO): cytoplasm; plasma membrane
Molecular function (GO): protein binding
Source: RefSeq, a predicted model, not a curated record
UAAAUAAUUAACACAUUAACUUCCGUAUUUCUGAGCCUGGGCUGCUUCCGUGUGUCAAGUUCCCCCCGCAGCUGCAGGAAGGUCCAUCGCCUCGGGCUACACUCUCCGCUGGUGACAAUGCGCGCGAUUCCCGAGGAGUUAGCGAGCCUCAUUUCAGACCUAGAAUAUUACCUCUCCGAUGGUUUAAAAGGGGAAACUUUAAGCAAAAAGGCCAAAGACAAGAGGGAAGCUUUAAUCAAACGAAUCAAAGAGGUCAAACUCGGUUUCCCACAUGAUUUCAAGGACAGAGUAGUUGGAGAUGACUCGGACUGUGAGGACGACGUUGACAGCAACAAUGACGGAGGGUCUCUGCAUUCUGAGCGCACAGACAAGGACGAUGAAGGCGGCGAUGGUGCCCAGCAGUCCCCACCUGUGGCGGCUCAGGACCUGUCUGUCUUUAAAGCAGGAUAUCUUGAGAAACGCAGAAAGGAUCACAGCUUUUUUGGCACCGAGUGGCAAAAGAGAUGGUGCGCUCUAAGCCACCACACGUUCUACUACUAUGGCAGCGAGAAAGACAAGCAGCAGAAGGGCGAAUUCAGCAUAGAUGGGUACACGGUCAAAAUGAACAACACCUUACGCAAAGACUCGAAGAAAGACUGCUGCUUUGAAAUUUCAGCUCCAGACAAGCGAGUCUAUCAGUUUUGUGCGUCAUCAACCAAAGAGGCGGAGGACUGGGUGAAAGAGAUAGACUUUGUCUUGAAAGAUAUGAGUGGCGUCAUUCCAGAGGAAGACGACGACGAUCAGGAAAUGUACGAUGACGUUGGAAACAGUGAGCCAAUUGACGAAGAUAUCUACGAAGUGCUCCCAGAGGAAGAAGAGCCCACUCCAGCAAAGGCUCCACCAAAAGUCGAGCCAGGGAGCAAACCUCCUCUUCCCCCUCCUGCUGCUGCUACUACUGCAGUCGACAAGAGCACCGACUACCAGAACUUCUACCAGGGAUUAUGGGACUGUACAGGGGACCACCCAGAUGAGCUGUCCUUCAAACGUGGAGAUGCCGUCUACAUCCUGAGCAAGGAGUACCAGAGCUUUGGCUGGUGGGUUGGGGAGAAGAAUGGAGCUAUAGGCAUUGUGCCCAGAGACUACCUGACGGAGCUGUAUGUUCUGUGAACGGUUUAUUCUUCUGCUUGUUUGCCUAGUUUAAUAAACCAUCUGUAUUAUCAUUGAUACUUUUCCAGAACAUUCCACCCAUGUCCACUGCAAAAGACAGAUGAGUCGAUGAUUCUUGUGAAUGUAAUACAUUUGUAGUAUUUUUCUAAACCAUAUGCUCCUUGCAUCGCUGGGUUAUAUUUAUUUUCUGUUCACCGGGCAAUGUUUGAUACCCUUUCAUGCACUGCUUUUGGCAAAAAAAUAAUAAAGAUUUAAACACA